This is a messenger RNA of Myripristis murdjan (pinecone soldierfish), 2405 nucleotides long. RefSeq names its product adenosine A2a receptor a (gene adora2aa). Gene Ontology annotation, cellular component: plasma membrane. The record is from RefSeq and is a predicted model, not a curated record. NCBI's taxonomy places the organism in Eukaryota, Metazoa, Chordata, Actinopteri, Holocentriformes, Holocentridae. Gene Ontology annotation, molecular function: G protein-coupled adenosine receptor activity. Gene Ontology annotation, biological process: G protein-coupled adenosine receptor signaling pathway; adenylate cyclase-activating G protein-coupled receptor signaling pathway. The coding region runs from base 428 to 1783 and encodes 451 amino acids. The transcript has 2 exons.
UUUCACUUCUACACCUCUUUAUCUCCAGCAACAUGAUGUCCAUGUGAUGCGUGUUCCUGGCAUCGUCUCAGCCCCUCGAGAAGUUCAUGGGAAAAAGUCCUGCAUCGUGAAGCGCUGAGGGGAAGGACCUGAGGGGGGAGAAGGCAGCAGAGGAGCGUUCGGAGGAAAAGAAUGGAGCCUGUUUGUGGAACGAGGAUCAAAGCCUCCAAAGCUUCAUGCGGAGCUGAAUAGAGCUCAGAGGAGGUUUUUGCCAAGUGUUUUUCGAGCCGAGUGGUGUGGAGGAGUUGUCACCGCGGCUCAGGGAGUUCCAUGUUUGUGGAGGUGCUGGGGGCGCGGGGGCAGAGGUCAGCGGCUGCCAGGCUGCAGCUAUGGUCGUUGAGGCGAGGCUUCCUCCCUCCUUGUCAGUGACCUCGCCUUCUGUCUCACCAUGCACGAGCACAACACCGCCACUGCCUUCUACAUCCUCCUGGAGCUGCUGAUCGCCGUCUUCUCCGUGCUGGGCAAUGUGCUGGUGUGCUGGGCCGUGUGCCUCAACAGCAACCUGCAGAGCAUCACCAACUUCUUCGUGGUGUCCCUGGCGGUGGCGGACAUAGCGGUGGGCGUCCUGGCCAUUCCUUUCGCCAUCGUCAUCAGCACGGGGUUUUGCUCCAACUUCUAUGGCUGCCUGUUCAUCGCCUGCUUCGUGCUGGUCCUCACUCAGAGCUCCAUCUUCAGCCUGCUGGCCAUCGCCAUAGACCGCUACAUCGCCAUCAAGUUACCUCUCAGGUACAACAGCUUGGUGACGGGCCAGCGGGCACGGGGUAUCAUCGCCAUUUGCUGGGUGUUUUCCAUCAUCAUCGGUCUGACCCCCAUGAUGGGAUGGCACAAGGUCUACCCAUCUGACCGGCACAUGAACAGCACCUGCUCGCCCGGCCUGAUGAAGUGCCUGUUUGAGGCGGUGGUGGACAUGAAAUACAUGGUCUACUUCAACUUCUUCGGCUGUGUUCUGAUCCCCCUGCUGCUGAUGCUGGCCAUCUACUUGUGUAUCUUCAUGGCAGCUCGCCACCAGCUGAAGCUGAUCGAACUCAAAGCUGUUCACGGGGAGAAGUCGAGCUCCAUCCUGCAGAAAGAGGUUCAGGCAGCCAAAUCUCUGGCCAUCAUAGUCGGGCUGUUCGCCGCCUGCUGGCUGCCUUUACACAUCAUCAACUGCUUCACCCUCUUCUGCCCCAACUGUCCUCGUCCUCCGCUCUGGAUCAUGUACGUGGCCAUCAUCCUGUCCCACGCCAACUCUGUGGUCAACCCCUUCAUCUACGCCUACCGCAUCCGAGAGUUCAGACAAACCUUUCGUAAGAUCAUCCGGCGCCACAUCCUGGGCCGGCAUGAGCUGAUGGAGAGCGGCAGCAGCAAGCGCAACUCCACCCAUAACAGCAUCACAGACUCCAUCAGACUGAAGGCAAACGGUCUGAGCUUUGACUUCUUUACAGAGCACAGCAGCGGCAGCAGCUGUGAGAGCUCCUACCCGAGCCACAUCACUCCUGUAGGGGGCGGUCUGGUGGCAGUAUCGCACCCCCCUCUGUCGGUCAUCAUCCCCCACAGUCCUAAGGGGGAUCUGUGCCCGUUGCAGGCCCUCACACACACACAAAUCACCGUGGGCCAGCAUCUACAGUAUGCAGAGCAGCAGUGUGGCUGCCUGGCUCCAGAAGCGGUGGAGGGAAAGGAGAGCAUCUACUCUGCCCAGGUCACAUCACUGCUGAACCAGCAGAACAGGAACUGCUGCAUCAGUGACAUGGCCAAGGUGUCCUGAUGCAUGGAGAGGAGACGUUCACCGCUUCUCAUGAGCAUCUUGCCCUUUGAAUGAAACAUGAAUGGAUGAAAUGUUUCGUAUCAGCUCAGAGACACGACGUGUCAGCCUUCAUUAUCAAUGGACAGGCCAGCACUCAUGUCAGAGGCUAAAGCUGAAAUGGCACCUCAUGCCACUCAGAUAAUGUAAUUCCUAUUGCCACCAACGCAAGGACAGUACGUUUCACCACUGAUUGAUUGCUUUAUUUUUGUUUGUUAAAGACUAUGUAGUGUUUCACUUUUGUAAAAGCAAAAGUUGCAGUUUGGUUAUUUAAAGCUGAAAUGUAGCACUGUGUUUAUGUUUGCUCAAGGUUAAUAUGUGAUUGUGUUUGUGUUUAAAUUAAAUCCAUGUAAAUGUUGACUUGUGAGGUCAUUUGAUAAAUGACGGAGCCACAUAUGAAAUGACAGGAUUGUGCAUUAGUACAUUUUAGCAGCAAAACCCAAACCAAAAUCAUGGGAGUUGUGUAACUUAAUGAAUAUGUGCUCAGUCCAAAGCAGCUGUCACCUUCUAUGCCUCUGUUUUCAUAAGUAGGAUGCAAUGUUCAUUGGGCCAAAGUCUUGUCUCAAAAUAAAUACUUUAACAUUUU